This is a messenger RNA of Cynoglossus semilaevis (tongue sole), 2707 nucleotides long. It is a transcript of the gene zdhhc14, whose product is annotated as zDHHC palmitoyltransferase 14. The record is from RefSeq and is a predicted model, not a curated record. Gene Ontology annotation, cellular component: endoplasmic reticulum; Golgi apparatus. Bases 638 to 2170 code for a protein of 510 amino acids. The transcript has 10 exons. Gene Ontology annotation, biological process: peptidyl-L-cysteine S-palmitoylation; protein targeting to membrane. NCBI's taxonomy places the organism in Eukaryota, Metazoa, Chordata, Actinopteri, Pleuronectiformes, Cynoglossidae. Gene Ontology annotation, molecular function: protein-cysteine S-palmitoyltransferase activity.
UGUGAGGGAGGCAGCAGCGGCAGCAGCAGCGGCACCAACGUUCACCGUGAGUGGGGAGAGAAAGACUGAAGGGGCGGUGUGAGGGUCUUCGCCUGGCCUGCCCGUUUGCCCCGUCUUUGGGGGGGAACGCUGCAACUUUUCCUCCACGAACGCAACGCAACGGAAUGGUGUGGAUCCCCUCCUUGUUGCCGUGUGUGUAAAACGUGGACAUGGGGCUGUGAGGAUUUGUCGUGCGCGAACGUUCUCUUUUUUUUGGCGUUAUUUUCUCCCCACCAGCAGCAGCGGCGGCGGCGGCGACGGCCAGUCAGGAUGCUGCUGCCUCUGCUGGAGCUCGACUGAGAGAAAGACACAGACCCGCCGUUUGUGUGUUUACGUCAACGUGAGCAGAUUCUUUGGAUAUUUCUCCCUUCUCUUCUUCUCCUUUUUUUUUAACAAGCCAACUUAUUCUGAACCGAAUUUGACCCCUUUUCAACUUUCAAACAUGCUGUUCUUCGCUCUGUCCUCGGCUCGGAACAAACCUGGGUAACGAAAGGAGCAGCUAACGUUGACAACACCCGACACGACGAGCAGCGAUACUUCCCCUCGAUGCAUGCCUUUUUGGGAUUAAUUUAGUCGUGGGGACUUGAAGCAGCGAUUGAUGCAUCUUGGGGUGUCUGAGUCCAUGAGAGAGUGCGAGUACAGCCAAAUAAGCACUCGCAGCUCCACACCAAUGGAGACCCCGUACAAGAAGAAGACUCCCAAGAGGAGGAAGUGGGAAUCCUUCCCAGGUCGGAAUAAGUUUUACUGUGAUGGGAGGAUUAUGAUGGCCAAGCAAACAGGGGUUUUCUACCUCACCCUUGUCCUCAUCCUAGUGACCUGUGGACUUUUCUUCACCAAUGAUUGUCGGUUCCUCGCCGAGAACUUGACACCUGCAAUCCCGGUCAUAGGUGGCGCCCUGUUUCUGUUUGUACUGGGCACAUUACUAAGAACCAGUUUCAGUGACCCAGGGGUGCUGCCCAGGGCCACCGCGGAUGAAGCAGCUGAUCUGGAGAGGCAAAUAGAUGUAGCUAAUGGCAGCACAGGCUACAGGCCCCCUCCCAGGACCAAAGAGGUGGUGAUAAAUGGACAGACAGUCAAACUAAAGUACUGCUUCACCUGCAAGAUUUUCAGACCCCCACGUGCCUCCCACUGCAGCCUGUGUGAUAACUGUGUGGAACGUUUCGACCACCACUGUCCCUGGGUGGGGAACUGUGUGGGGAGGAGGAACUACCGCUUCUUCUACAUGUUCAUCCUCUCCCUCUCCUUCCUCACCAUCUUCAUCUUCGCCUUUGUCAUCACAAACAUCAUUUUACGUUCCCAUAAAAAUGGCUUUCUGGAUGCUCUCAAAGACAGUCCUGCCAGCGUGCUGGAGGUGGUGGUGUGUUUCUUCUCCGUCUGGUCCAUAGUGGGCCUCUCAGGCUUCCAUACUUACCUGAUCAGCUCCAACCAGACCACCAAUGAGGAUAUAAAAGGUUCCUGGUCGUCUAAAAGAGGGAAGGACAACCACAAUCCCUACAGCCACGGCAACAUAUUCACCAACUGUUGUGCGGCCCUGUGCGGACCUCUGCCACCAAGUCUCAUUGACAGACGGGGCUUCAUCCAAUCAGACGCCCCUCAGCUGGCACCGCCAACCAAUGGCAUCACUACAUAUGGAGCCACGCAGUCGCAGCAGAGCCACAUGUGUGACCAAGACCAGUGCAUUCAGAGCACCAAAUUCGUUUUGCAGGCCGCCACCACCCCUCUCCUCCAGCAGCAAAGCAGCGAGCCAGUUAUCCUGACGGCCUCGCCGGAGAACGUGGCCCCGCUCCCCGCCCGCACCUCCCUCAGCUUGGCCGGCCCGUGCACCUCGCUCCCCCUCGGACAGCCCACGCCGCCGACCUCCACCCCCAGCCUGAGCUGCCACGAGGCCACCGACAUGUUGCCAAUCCACGGCCACGGCCACACGCACAACCACAGCCAUCCCUACCAGGAGCCGGUGGCCCACCAUCAUUAUCUCACUCCAGAGGAAGUGCCCUCGCCCCCGGGGAUGCUCCCAUGUGGCAGCCCACUGGGCCACAGCCACACCAUGCAGGCGGGCUUCUACAACCCAGCCAGCCAAGACUCACUACAUGAAGACUCAGUCAGAGGGUUGGUAAAACUCAGCUCUGUCUGACAGGGGAGCGAAACCAACCCUCCGCCGCCUGAAGUCUUCUGUGCCACUUCUGAACUACCUUCUCCCUCCAGACGUCGUCCUCAGCGGGGGAGGGGGGACUUGAGAACUGAAAACAGGCAGUGGUUUUUAAACUCAGCUGCUAAUAAACCGAGGCAUAUAUAAAAAGAACUUCAGUGAAACCCGUUUCCUUCAGCCGUUGUCUUGCCAAACCUCUGAGCUGACAGCGGGAGAUGAUUCUUAGAGCUCAGACACAUGCUCCUCUCCCCCUCCCCGUCUCCCCCUUCCCAUCUCCUUGCAUUUUUUUUUUUUUCAACUUCAAAGGCAGAACUUUCUCCUCCAUCCUCUUGGUGACUGGUCAACUGAUCUCCCUCCAAAGUGAGGGGGGUUCCUGUCAGAGGACCACGGUCGGACAGAUUGGCCUUUUGCUGAUUGGACGGCGUCUUCUGCCCCCCCCCCUGCCCCCACAAACAUUCUCAGCAGUGCAAAGCUCCAGUUUCAUAUCACUGUUUUUAUGCUGUUAAAAACUCUAAAAAAAAA